This is a messenger RNA of Polypterus senegalus (gray bichir), 1713 nucleotides long. RefSeq names its product CD48 antigen-like. The transcript has 8 exons. The record is from RefSeq and is a predicted model, not a curated record. NCBI's taxonomy places the organism in Eukaryota, Metazoa, Chordata, Cladistia, Polypteriformes, Polypteridae. The annotation marks the transcript as partial.
GGUACUUUGCAUGUGUAAUUGCAUUGUUACAUCUAAACCUUUUUAUUAUUUUGUAUUUUUAUAAUCAGAAAGCUCCUGAAACAAAACGGAACAGCGAGAAGAAGCCGCACUCUUCAGAGAAGCUGCCACCACACACUUAACGAGGGACUGCACUGUGCUGCUGUUAUUUAUAGCCUGCUGACAGGCGUGUUUGUUCUACUCGCGAUUUCUGAAACCAAAAACGGAUAAAAGCAUUUUUUUAUGGUGAGAAACCAAAGUGAUCUCGCUUAAAGAUUUGCUUUACAAACCUAUGUACUUCACAGAAAACAAAGACCAAGAGUUUGUUAGGAGUAAAAUGUGUCAGAUGAUUCGCCUGGAAAGUGUCAUCCGUAGAUCGUGCUUAUGCUUAAUAUUGUCCGAAAGCUCCUGAAACAAAACGGAACAGCGAGAAGAAGCCGCACUCUUCAGAGAAGCUGCCACCACACACUUAACGAGGGACUGCACUGUGCUGCUGUUAUUUAUAGCCUGCUGACAGGCGUGUUUGUUCUACUCGCGAUUUCUGAAACCAAAAACGGAUAAAAGCAUUUUUUAUGGUGAGAAACCAAAGUGAUCUCGCUUAAAGAUUUGCUUUACAAACCUAUGUACUUCACAGAAAACAAAGACCAAGAGUUUGUUACGAGUAAAAUGUGUCAGAUGAUUCGCCUGGAAAGUGUCAUCCGUAGAUCGUGCCUAUGCUUAAUAUUGUCCGUUUUUAACCUGCCUGUCAUAAAAUCCUCUAAUAUUUUACUUGGGACUGAAGGAAAGCCCAUCACCUUGUCUUCAAGUACAACUAAUAUCACGGAUAUUGAAAGUGUGACUUGGAAAAGAGAUGGAAACACAAUUGUAAUGUCUACCCAGAAGGAUCCAACUCCUGCUUGGAAAAACAGAGUACAGCUAAAUAGUAAUGACUGGUCUUUAACAAUCCACAAACUAAGGCUAGAAGACAGUGGAGAAUACCAGCAGGUGGUUUCAACUUCAAGAAGUCAGCUUCCAACUUACUGUGUCACACUUCAGGUAUAUGAAACAAUUAAAGAUAUUGUGAUCAGCAUAAAUAGAAGUGAAGCAAGUGGUAACAACACUUGCAACAUUACUCUGCUCUGCAUCACCAACAUCCACAAUCAGGUCAAUUACAGUUGGAUCAGACCAGAAUCCUUUAAUGGUGACACCUCAAGGAGCCAAGAUGGAAAACUCGACUUGUUACUUAGCCACAAAGAUAAAGACAUUGUCUUCACUUGCCAGGCUAGUAAUCCUGUGGAUAACAUCAAUAAAAGUGUACAACCUUGGAAGGAAUGUCAGCAUCAAAAAAGAGAGGGUAACUACAUGGAUUUGCUGCUGUAUGUUGCUCCCCCAUUUUUUGCUCUGAUAAUUCUGGUGGCAAUUAUGAUGUACUGCAGAAAACAUCAUAGGAAAGAAUUAGAUAAAGAAGAGAAAAUCAACCCAUAUACUGUUUACGCAGAAAUUGAAGCACCCAACAUAGGAACAAGUAAGGUGCAUGGAGCAUCUUGCAGUACCAUGAAGGUAAUGACUGAAUUACAGCUGUUACAAUACAAUACGGGUGGCACAGUGGCGCAGUGGAUAGCAUCUGGGAUGGGGAGUUUAUUACUGAGCAUGGACGAAUGGUGCUAUGAUCUGGAUUCACUCAGGGAGAGGAAUUUGAAAGAAUUUGUAGUCAUACAGGGCAUUGCCACUUGCAAG